AUGUCGCGUAUCUCUCAACCCCUGAAGAAGCCCUCCGCUCACAGAACCCAGUCAGAGAUGCUGAAGGACUACCUCGCCAGCGGCCCCAACGUGACAGAGAGACUCGUCCACAGCGACAUCUUGCCACAGAGGACAAUGGAGGAACGGCUCAGGCAGAAAGCAGACGACGUAGCUGAUCUGGUGAAGCAAAGCAGGGGUGCCAGUGGCGGGUCGUUACGCUCGGCGUAA
This is a messenger RNA of Anthostomella pinea, 228 nucleotides long. NCBI's taxonomy places the organism in Eukaryota, Fungi, Ascomycota, Sordariomycetes, Xylariales, Xylariaceae. The record is from the annotation of a GenBank genome assembly.